AAGAGAGCUGGAGAGCGCAUUAUAGAAUGCAUGCUUCGCUUCAAUCGCACACGGGCUACGCACUGUGUUCCCGUCGAGAACGUCGACGACAACGACCAUGACUUCUCUCCCACUCUCUUGCGCCAGCUCUCGGUCGUAGUCGGUCUGCUGCUGCUGAUGGGUUUUCCACCUCUCGAUCGCCUCUGCUACGCUGCCCUAGGUCUCUGUGUGUGCGCACAUUUGGUAAGUAUGGGUGGGUUGCUGGUUGCGUAUGCUCAUGGGGGUAGCAAACCACUCGAUACCAGUGGGCAAUUUUAGUCGCGUCGCAGCUAUCGAAGAAUUGGUUCGUGUUUUCCAACGCCUUGCGCCCUGUUCAGUCUGCUGUCGUUGUUGUUGCUGCUGCUGCUGCCAGUCUGCCUUUAUUCACCAACCAUCACCCCGUGUUAGUGCGGUGUGUACGAGAGCAAGAGAACGGACGAGCACGCGCGAGAGUUGUAUAGCUGCUGUGCGGAGACCUGUCUGUCGGUUUGGUUGGUCGUUCGUCGGUCCCCGUCUGCUGUUCGGUCGGUCGGUCGGUACGUUGGUCGAUCGUUUCGAUUGGUGUGGAGUGUGCCUGAGCUUCCCCAGUCAGUGUCGUGUCGUCGUCGCCGAAGAAAACACAACUCCACCGAGAGCAAGAACCGUGUGCGUUCGAAUCGCGCGUGGCGGCCAGUGUAUGUAGUACCUCAUCCUCCUCCUGCAACAAAGAAGCAAUACUACCGAGAAAGGUUCUUCUUGCAACAAAGCACAAUAGAGAGUCCUCCGAGUCGCGGAUUGUUUCGUGGAGAAGUAGAAAUUGAUUUCGGUGGAUAGUGAGUGUCCUGUCUGGUGUUUUAUGUAUCGACAAGCUAGGAGGGUGUGUUGAAGAGUGAGUUUCAAGUUUUCUUAGAGAGCUUGAGCGGAAACUGAAGCCAGGCAAAUAGAAAAAAAAAACGGAAAGGACGACACGAAGAAAACACGGAAACCAAUCGCCGUAAAGUUUAAUGUGUUCAGAAGUUCUCGUUCCGGAACGUGACAGGAAGUAAUCGUUUGAUCGAGUUCCGCCAAUCCAAUCAAUCAAAUGCCGAUCAAAGUAUUCUAUCGAGUCGAAGAAAGCUCGAGUUCGUGAAUCAGGGGCAAAACAUUGUGACAAAACUGCGAAAGAUUACACUGAUGAGUUACUGAUGAGUGACGAGUCCCGUUAGUCAAAAGUCGCACGGUGCAAGAAGCCUGUGGAAACAAGUGAAGUGUGUGUCUGGAGGAAAUGUGGUUUACGACUUUGUGAAGAAUACACAACUCUACCUGCCUAGCUAGGGGAAAAGCGAGCAAUAGAGCAUGCCAAGGAUUAACAAUCAUAAAGGAAGGGUUCAAUCGGUGCGGAAGUUAUGAGUUUGUGCAGUUCUGUAUUUCUCUGUAAAGUUCAAAUUGCCCUGUUUUAAGUUUCAACCCUUCCCCGUAAAUCUCAGUAUAUACCAAGAAGUUAAUCAAUAAAGAAAAGGCCAGUGAAUAGUACAAAUUUUCCAUUUAGUUUGUAUUUAGAGAGCUAUCGAUUUUUCUGCCAGUAAGCGCUAUUUAUUUACGACGAUAAGAAACGGAUGAAGAGAACCCACAAUCGCAAAGUGUGAUAUAAAUUAUUCAGAUAGCAAACAAAAGGCUCGGAUAACGACGUGAAAAGCAAUCAACAGCAACUGUACCACCAAUCCCCAUCGCUCCCCGAACUAGUAUUGGAUACUCACCACAGCUAAAAGCAGCUAAAUGGAAUUAGCACGGAAAAGAUACAAAAGUAGCCGGGGUCCGGUGCUAAGGUCAAGCGAACGCCGCCGUCCACAGAGUAUAUCGUCGUCCACGUCCGCGUUACUGCCCCGAGUGGUCCUAAAUCGAAUCGAUCCCCGCGAGUUCGAACGCAUCCGAGUCUCGUACAAGGUUGCCAUCCGGAGCACCCGCAGCAGUCGAACGAGCAGUGGUGCCCACCCUGGUAUGAACAUGGGCCAAAAGAUCAGCGGAGGUGUCAAAACGGUCAGCAGCCGCGACCAACCAUCGCCAUUCAUUCCGAAGAUCCCGCGCGAACUGGCGGCGCACUUCCAGCGACCGGCCCGUCUCGAUCUCCUGCUCGAUAUGCCACCGGCCGCCCGCGAAACACAGAUCAAGUACUCCUGGAACUCCGAAGAUCGCUCGCUCAACGUGUUCGUGAAGGAGGACGACAAGAUGACAUUCCACCGGCACCCGGUGGCACAGAGCACAGACUGCAUACGGGGCAAGGUCGGGUUCACCAAAGGCCUGCACGUGUGGGAAGUGUUCUGGUCGACGCGGCAGCGAGGCACACAUGCUGUGAUCGGUGUGGCCACAUCCGAGGCACCACUCCACUCCGUAGGUUAUCAAAGUUUGGUCGGCUCGAACGACCAGAGCUGGGGCUGGGACCUGGGGCGCAAUAUGCUGUACCACAACUCGAAAACCUGCCCCGGCGUCACGUACCCUGCGAUACUUAAGCCAGAUGAAACCUUCCUAGUGCCGGACAAAUUCCUAGUAGCGUUAGACAUGGACGAGGGAACGCUCAGCUUCAUCGUCGACGGCCAGUACCUAGGGGUGGCGUUCCGGGGGCUCAAGGGCCGAAAGCUGUACCCGAUCGUGUCCGCCGUCUGGGGGCACUGCGAAAUCACCAUGAAGUACAUCGGUGGCCUCGAUCCCGAACCACUGCCACUGAUGGACCUGUGCCGGCGAGUCAUCCGCCAGAAGAUCGGCCGAACGCACAUGGAGGAGCGCAUCGAACAGCUCCAGCUGCCACAGUCGAUGAAAACCUAUCUGCUCUAUCGGGAUCGAAGAUAAUAGACGCCCCCGCGGCAGCCGACUAUUAAUUAUUUAAUAAUAAUUAUUAUCGCUUAUUAUUAUAAUUAUUGGCUAGAUAUUAAUUUUCUCCACGUCCUCCUCGUCCUCCGCCGCCAACAACCGCCACCGCCAACGCCGACGCCUACGCCGGAUUUAGUUGUGGCCGGGAAAAGAGGGAAACAGCUGGUCGAUCGCUGACUUUUGGGAAUAAAAAGAAGAACGCAAACUGAAGAUUGUAGAACAUGAUAGAUCAGUUUUUGCCGUUUUUUUUGUGAUUAGGCGAGGAUCGAACCGAGUAGCGUUUGUCCCUUCGAGGAACAGUGCCUAUCCGACUUUGAAGGAUAGAAGAGAGGAAACGAUAGGUCUAUUUUGCAAGUAACUGACACAAACUCUGUGCGAGAAAGGAUAUGAUUUUCCCCACAAUCUCACAUUUUUUUUAAGUAAUACGGACUCUGCGAUAAGUAAAAUCUAAGGAAAUAGUAACUUUAGGUGGACAAAAAAAAACAGUAAAAAUUACAGAUGCAAAUAACAGAAAACUAAGUAUAUAUAUUGGAGAAAAAUAUAAGAAAAAGGCAAAAAAUAUUUUCACUUUUAGAACGCUGUAAAAAGGACAGAAGAAACAUUGUAAGAUAGACGAAUCGAAAUCAAAAGGCGCCAGCACUUUUUUGAUUUUAGCAACUGUAAAAAAUAUAAGAGAGGAAAAUGGCUGACUUA
Messenger RNA from Aedes albopictus (Asian tiger mosquito), 3534 nucleotides. RefSeq names its product protein gustavus (gene gus). Gene Ontology annotation, molecular function: protein binding. Lineage: Eukaryota; Metazoa; Arthropoda; Insecta; Diptera; Culicidae. The record is from RefSeq and is a predicted model, not a curated record. Gene Ontology annotation, biological process: proteasome-mediated ubiquitin-dependent protein catabolic process; intracellular signal transduction. Gene Ontology annotation, cellular component: SCF ubiquitin ligase complex. The transcript is spliced from 3 exons. The coding region runs from base 1753 to 2820 and encodes 355 amino acids.